Molecule: messenger RNA, 1633 nt
Organism: Odontomachus brunneus
Lineage: Eukaryota; Metazoa; Arthropoda; Insecta; Hymenoptera; Formicidae
Product: eukaryotic initiation factor 4A-III
Exons: 5
Coding region: 113-1324 (403 amino acids)
Cellular component (GO): nucleolus; catalytic step 2 spliceosome
Molecular function (GO): ATP binding; mRNA binding; RNA helicase activity
Source: RefSeq, a predicted model, not a curated record
AGGAGCCAUUAUUCGUGAAACGGAACGCGGCCAUAGACAUCUGUGAUAUAAAUUGUGGUUACGAACGUAAGUCGUCGUGAGAUAUACACGGAUAUUUUUACGCUCCUAUAAAAUGGCAGAGAUAAAGUCACGUCGUGUAGCGCAAACCGAAGAUUUGUCUAACGUCGAGUUUGAAACCAGCGAGGAUGUCGAAGUUAUUCCUACUUUCGAUAGCAUGGGUCUCCGUGAUGAAUUGUUACGCGGAAUUUAUGCGUAUGGUUUUGAAAAACCUUCCGCUAUUCAGCAACGAUCCAUUAAGCCCAUUAUGAAGGGCAGAGAUGUAAUAGCUCAGGCACAAUCGGGUACAGGUAAGACUGCUACAUUCUCCAUUGCAAUAUUGCAGUCAUUGGACACACAAGUGAGAGAAACCCAAGUUCUUGUACUGUCUCCAACUCGAGAACUUGCAACACAAAUUCAGAAAGUUAUCCUAGCUUUGGGAGAUUUCAUGAAUGUACAGUGUCAUGCCUGUAUUGGUGGUACAAAUCUUGGAGAAGAUAUCAGAAAACUUGACUAUGGUCAACAUGUUGUAUCGGGUACACCAGGUCGUGUGUUUGAUAUGAUCAAAAGACGUGUACUUAGAACACGAGCUAUAAAAAUGUUAGUGUUAGACGAAUCCGACGAAAUGUUGAAUAAAGGUUUCAAAGAACAGAUUUACGACGUAUAUCGAUAUUUACCACCGGCGACGCAAGUCGUCUUAGUAUCGGCUACUUUACCACAUGAAAUUCUAGAGAUGACCAGUAAAUUCAUGACAGAUCCUAUUCGUAUCCUGGUAAAACGUGAUGAAUUGACGUUAGAAGGGAUCAAACAGUUCUUUGUCGCUGUUGAACGAGAGGAAUGGAAGUUCGACACAUUAUGUGAUUUGUAUGAUACACUAACGAUAACACAAGCAGUGAUAUUCUGUAACACUAAACGUAAGGUGGACUGGCUGACGGAAAAAAUGCGGGAAGCGAAUUUCACUGUGUGUUCUAUGCAUGGAGAUAUGCCGCAGAAAGAGCGAGACAACAUAAUGAAAGAGUUUCGAUCCGGUGCAAGUCGUGUAUUGAUUACAACUGAUGUAUGGGCAAGAGGGAUCGACGUUCAGCAAGUUUCUCUCGUGAUCAAUUACGAUCUACCGAAUAAUCGUGAAUUGUAUAUUCACAGAAUAGGUCGAUCGGGACGUUUCGGUCGCAAAGGUGUAUCUAUUAACUUUGUGAAGACCGACGACAUAAGAAUUCUGCGGGAUAUUGAACAGUAUUACUCUACACAAAUCGACGAGAUGCCGAUGAACGUGGCGGAUUUGAUAUAAAUUAUCAAUUCUGAUGAUAAUUGAAUUCUCUAUGACUACGCGCAAACAUGUCAAGUAUAACUAAUAAAAGAUCAAAUGUAACAGUUUUUUUGAUAUCGCAGAUAAACUGUUCUCACAUCACUAGGUCGUUCAUUUUAUAUUAACGAAAUGGAUUAUAAUUUUCUAUCGGGAGUAGUGCAUGAUGAUACACUAUAUAUUUUCCAAUUUUAGUUCAACUGGCAAACUUUGACAAAUGACAAAUGUUAUCUUACUUAUAAUUUAUGUUUAACGUGUAAUUCUGUAAGAAUAAAUAUAAUAAGCAGAGAAAAA